Molecule: messenger RNA, 1257 nt
Organism: Lodderomyces parapsilosis
Lineage: Eukaryota; Fungi; Ascomycota; Pichiomycetes; Serinales; Debaryomycetaceae
Gene: FTH1
Product: Fth1p
Exons: 1
Coding region: 1-1257 (418 amino acids)
Biological process (GO): iron ion transmembrane transport
Cellular component (GO): plasma membrane; high-affinity iron permease complex; fungal-type vacuole membrane
Molecular function (GO): ferrous iron transmembrane transporter activity
Source: RefSeq, a predicted model, not a curated record
AUGGCGACACUAGAUGACUACUUUUCAAUACAGACUUUUUUGAUCGUAUUGAGAGAAACUUUGGAAUCCGCGAUCAUUAUUUCUGUCCUUUUAUCCUUUGUUCACCAAACAUUUUGCGCCGACGAAGAAAAGAAUCAGAAUGAAAGCGGAAGUCAAUAUCGGGAAAUACCACAAGAAUCACCAUCACCGUCAUUGUUAUCUGAGGAGAGUGAGGCAGUGGAGGCAAAACUAGUUGAUAGGAAAUUAGGACGAAUUCUAAAAUUCCAAAUCUGGUUUGGUGGAUUAUUAGGACUUGCAGUUUGUCUAUUGGUAGGUGCAAUAAUACUUGUCGUUUUCUACAAAGUGGGAAAUGAUUUAUGGUCAAUUGCCGAGCAUUAUUGGGAAGGGACUUUUUCCAUCCUUGCAAGCAUCAUUAUUUCAGUGAUGGGGAUCCAGAUUUUGAGAGUGAGCAAGAUGCAACAAAAAUGGAAAGUCAAAUUGGGGAGACUUUUACAACUGUCGAAACAUUUCAAUCCACUGAUAUCUAGCCCAACUCAGAAAUCGAAUGGUGGCUGGUUUUACCAAUUGGAGUUAUUGACAGAGAAAUACAAUAUGGUUUUAUUGCCAUUCAUCACCACUUUGAGGGAAGGGCUCGAGGCUAUAGUUUUUAUUGGUGGUAUUGGCGUGAAUGAAGAUACAUCGAUAUGGGCAAUCAUUAAUGCGGCAGUAUUAGCGGUCAUCAUAGGUACAUUGAUUGGCUGCAUUUUAUACAGAUCAGGGAAUACCUUGUCUUUACAAUGGUUUCUCAUCACGUCCACCUGCUUUUUAUACUUGGUUGCAGCAGGUUUAUUCUCCAAAGGUGUGUGGAACUUCGAACUUCAACAAUUUAUCAACCAAUGUGGCGGUAUGGAUGUUAGUGAGACGGGACAUGGACCAGGUUCUUAUGAUAUCGAAAAAAGUGUAUGGCAUGUCAAUUGUUGCAAUGGUGAAUUACAAGACGAUGGCGCCUUUUGGAUGAUUUUGACCGCAAUUUUGGGUUGGACCAAUUCGGCGACAUAUGGAAGCGUGAUUAGUUACAUCUUGUAUUGGAUAGUGGUGAUUAUUGUAUUCACCUCGUUAACAUACGAAGACAAGCAUGGAUAUUUACCCGUUGUACCAAUACGUUGGCAGCUCAAACGUAUCAAGAAGAGAGCCUCCUUAUACAGUCAACCGUUGGUGGGCAGCGACAACAGACUCAGCAUAGACUCAGUCAAUUCGCAAACUCCUUUACAACAAUAG